ACACUCUACACCAAUCAGCUGUGCAUAUGUAAACAAAAAAUAUUUCUAUUUAUUUCAAUUAAACCAAGCACAUGAACACAUAAUGAAUCGCAUCUAUAAAAUGGCAAAAGCUUUUAAAUACUCCAGUCGGUGUUCGCGUAAUUUAUCAAAUGCUGCAGCGGAUUGCACUAUAUUUAGCUUGAGUUCAGGCUUUGGCAAGUGCGGGGUCUCUGUAAUUCGCGUUUCUGGACCGCAAACCAGGAAUGCCCUACAAACACUAGUCGGCAAUCGACAUGAACUAAAAGCUCGUUAUGCCUAUCUUAGGUCUAUCUAUCAUCCUGAGACAAAAGAAAUAAUUGAUAAAGGCUUAGUCUUAUGGUUUCCAGCACCAGCUUCUUUUACCGGUGAAGAUUCAUGUGAAUUUCAAGUACAUGGCUCAUUGGCAGUAAUAGCAGCAUUGUUAGACGCAUUAGGCAAAGUACCAGGUCUACGGCCAGCAACUGCUGGUGAGUUUACUAAACGUGCAUUUUAUGGUGGUAAGAUUGAUUUAACUGAGGUGGAAGGAUUAGCGGACUUAAUACAUGCUGAAACGGAAGCGCAACGAAAGCAGGCUAUGCUCCAAAGUACAGGUGCACUUUCACGAGUUUACGACAAUUGGCGCAAACGACUCAUAAGCUGCGCUGCACAUUUAGAGGCAUAUAUUGAUUUUGCGGAAGAAGAAAAUAUUGAGGAUGAUGUGGUGUUGCAGUUAACUAAAGAAUUACAUCUUAUAAUAACUGAAAUACGAGAUCAUUUGAAUGACCAACGUCAAGGUGAAAUGCUGAGGAAUGGUGUACGUACGGCGAUUGUGGGCGCACCAAACGUUGGUAAAAGUAGUUUCCUAAAUAUGAUUUGUCAGCGAGAAAUCGCCAUUGUAACACCAAUAGCUGGCACUACUCGUGACAUCAUAGAGAGUACACAUAAUUUUGGUGGCUACCCUGUUGUUUUUGCAGACACCGCUGGUUUGCAUAAGCACACAAAGGAUAUGGUUGAAUUGGAAGGUAUAAGCAGAGCAAAAGAAUGCUUACAGAAUGCCGAUUUAAUACUACUACUGACAGACGCCCAGGAAUUACUUCGAAAUAUUACCACCAACAAACAAUCAGCUCAAAAUUAUCAGACUGACUACUUAAAGCAAUUAGACUUGGAUGCGAAUAAAUUAAUUGGAAAGCGUAUACAACUUAUAGCGAACAAAAUCGAUUUGCUUUCAACGACGGAUCUGCAAAAGUUGGCGCAAAUUGAUAGUGUGCUGAAAAUUACUUGCAAACAACCACCUACCGAUAUUGUGCAACCAUUUUUACGGCACUUCGAAAAACUCCUUUAUGAACUCUGCGGUGAACCAACUGCCGAACAUCCACGCAUUACGCAUGCGCGUUAUCGCCAACAGUUAGAACGCUGCAAUGAACACUUACAUAUUUUUCUACAUGAAUAUGCGCCAGAUAUUUUUCCAGAUACGGCAAUAUCGGCUCAAAAACUUCGAAAUGCGCUCAAAUGUAUUGAACGUAUAACGGGACAUGUGAGUACGGAUGACAUCCUGGAUGUGGUUUUCAAAGAUUUUUGUAUCGGUAAAUAGAAUGACUGAACGUUAAACACGUUGAUCGGUAGCAUAGUUAUAUAUCUUGAUAGGGGGUUUUUUAAAGACCAUCUUUUUUGAGUUUUUUUAAUUUAGUCUUUCUAGAUGUUUGUAUUCUUAUUUUAAGUAAA
Messenger RNA from Bactrocera latifrons, 1719 nucleotides. Its product is annotated as tRNA modification GTPase GTPBP3, mitochondrial. Gene Ontology annotation, cellular component: mitochondrion; cytoplasm. Gene Ontology annotation, molecular function: protein binding; GTPase activity; GTP binding. The coding region runs from base 83 to 1588 and encodes 501 amino acids. Lineage: Eukaryota; Metazoa; Arthropoda; Insecta; Diptera; Tephritidae. The transcript has 4 exons. Gene Ontology annotation, biological process: tRNA methylation; tRNA wobble uridine modification. The record is from RefSeq and is a predicted model, not a curated record.